Molecule: messenger RNA, 1410 nt
Organism: Kuraishia capsulata CBS 1993
Lineage: Eukaryota; Fungi; Ascomycota; Pichiomycetes; Pichiales; Pichiaceae
Exons: 1
Coding region: 1-1410 (469 amino acids)
Biological process (GO): rRNA processing
Cellular component (GO): nucleolus; cytoplasm; preribosome, small subunit precursor
Molecular function (GO): snoRNA binding
Source: RefSeq, a predicted model, not a curated record
AUGGGAAAGAUAGCCGUAAGUGGAAACAGAGCCAAGCCCCACCAGGGCUCUUUGUACAAGGAUAUCACAACUGCUGGUGGAAAUCUCAAAACCUCUAAGAAGAAGAGGCCAGUUAAUGCCACCAGCGAUAACGAAGACGACGAGGAAGUGGUGUUAGAUGCCAGUUCUUCUCGGAAAAUUUUGCAGCUGGCCAGAGAACAACAAGAAGAGAUUGAAGAGGAAGAAAACAAACUGCACAAGAGACAAGAUGAGUAUUCGAGGUUCAACUUCCAGGACUCAGACGAAAGCGAUGACGAUGAGGAGGACCAACAGGAGUACGAUGAAAUGUCCAACUUCGGGUCCGACUACGAGGAGGAAGAGGUGGAGGAAAUAGACGCUGAUGAGGCGGAAAUGUUUGACUCAUAUUUCAGACAACAAAGCGGGAAUCCGCUAGGAAGCUUCAACCUGGCUGACAAGGUGAUGGCCAAGAUCCAGGAGAAGCAGAUGCAGAUGAAAAUGCAAGCCGAAGGAAUAACGGAGCAAAGACCUUCAAACGGAGUGUCAUUACCUCCUCGUGUCAUUGAGGCAUAUACCAAGGUCGGUGUUUCGCUUGCUUCGUGGAGAAACGGUAAAUUGCCCAAGUUGUUCAAGGUGUUACCUUCUGUCAAAAAUUGGGAAGACCUCCUAUAUGUGACCAACCCAGAGUCAUGGACUCCUCAGGUUGUAUACGAAGCAACCAAACUUUUCGUUUCGAAUUUGACGGCUUCAAAGGCGGAGAGAUUCGUGAACAUGGUAUUAUAUCCUCGUUUUAGACAGGAUAUCGAGGAUGAUGAUGCGCAUAAGCUGAACUACCAUCUGUACAGAUCGCUCAAAAAGUCUAUCUACAAGCCUGCUGCAUUCUUUAAGGGUUUUCUAAUGCCGCUUGUUGAAGAAGAGUGUACUGUGCGAGAGGCUGUGAUUGUGGGAUCGGUCUUGUCGAAAAUAUCCAUUCCAGUGUUGCAUUCUGCAGCUGCCCUAGGUUGGCUCUUGGAGAGAGAGUUCACCCCAGCUUCCAUGGUUUUCAUCCGUGUGUUGGUGGAAAAGAAGUAUGCUCUACCAUACCAAACCAUUGAUUCCUUGGUGUUUUUUUUCAUGAGAUUCAGAACCGUGACUGAUGCUCCUACAAGAUCAAUGGAAGUGGACGAUGAGGAAGACGUCUCCAACAAAAAGAAGGCCCCAGUGCUGCCUCUCGUAUGGCACAAAGCCUUGCUCGCAUUUGCUGAGAGGUAUAAGAACGAUAUCACUGAGGAUCAGAGAGAUUUCUUAAUGGAAGUGGUGAGACAGCGCGGUCACAAGGAUAUAUCACCAGUCGUGAGAAGAGAGCUGUUAGCGGGCCAAAACAGAGCAGAUGAGGAAGCAGCUAAGGAAAGCGAUCCAAUGUCCUAUUUUUGA